Messenger RNA from Glycine soja, 408 nucleotides. RefSeq names its product wound-induced proteinase inhibitor 1-like. The transcript has 2 exons. The record is from RefSeq and is a predicted model, not a curated record. Gene Ontology annotation, molecular function: serine-type endopeptidase inhibitor activity. The coding region runs from base 1 to 408 and encodes 135 amino acids. NCBI's taxonomy places the organism in Eukaryota, Viridiplantae, Streptophyta, Magnoliopsida, Fabales, Fabaceae. Gene Ontology annotation, biological process: response to wounding.
AUGUUGGAGCUGGGAAGGACCGUGGAGUCAUCGACCUUGUCGGGUUCAAUGCCCAGAGGGAUCAAUAGUUGGGAUUCAAAGGAAGAAGAAGGAAAAGGGUUAGUGGUGGGGGUUUUGGAGGCAUUGCUUGAAUGGGAAAGAGGGUGGCGGAAGGAGAAGAGAGAGGUGGGGGUUUUGGAGGCGUUGCUUGAAUGGGCUGUGCACGACACUGAAGGUAAGUUCUCAUGGCCUGAGUUGGUUGGGGUGCAAGGAACGGUAGCGGAGGCUACAAUUGAGAGGGAGAAUCCUUCGGUGAAUGCUAUUAUUGUGCCUCUAGGAUCCGUGGUCACAACGGAUCUUCGAAGUGACAGGGUUUGGGUUUGGGUUAAUAAAGAUGGAAUUGUUAAUAGAGUUCCAAAAAUUGGAUAG